This is a messenger RNA of Cuscuta europaea, 1909 nucleotides long. Lineage: Eukaryota; Viridiplantae; Streptophyta; Magnoliopsida; Solanales; Convolvulaceae. The record is from the annotation of a GenBank genome assembly.
CUUCAAGGUUUUGACCGACGGCUUUGCCACUCACCUGAGGUUGCCGCCUUUGUUUAUCUACAAGUUUAGGAACCGGUUGCCGGAAUCUCCGGCUCUGACGGUAGGAACUGAGGAAGAGUGGCGUGUGAAGAUGGAGGAGGUUGGGGAGGCCCAGUGUUUCACCGAAGGCUGGUCCGAAUUUGUGAAGGACCUGCAUUUGGAGCUCCACAAUUUUCUGGUCUUUUGGUUUGAAUCCCCCUCCAAAUUCUUGGUUGAAGUUUAUAAUGAAGAUGGCUCUGCUAAGAUUCUUGAUCAUCUUCUCACUAAAGGUAAAGUUUCCCCAAAGAAGGCGUAUGCUUGUGAAAGUGAUGUAGUGCCAUUAUCAUCAGACGUACAUGUUAGGAAGAGAAAAGCGGCAUCGUUUUCUUUCGAAAUGAGACCUUUCAACAAAUACAGAGCGAGAAUUCCAGCACCUUUCAUGAGAGAGACUGGAUUGAUGGGAAUCAAAUGCUUGGUACUGAAGGAUCCACAGGAAAGGGAAUGGCCGGUGUUGAUAACUUGCCAUGAUGGGACCAGCAAGGAUAGAUGUGAUUUGUCAAAGGGAUGGACUGACUUCAGAACUCAAAAUGGCCUACUUGAUGGGGACACUUGCACCUUACACUACCCUGCUGAUGGAAGUGAAGAAGAAGAAGAACAUGGUGGUGGCUGUUUGAUCCAAGUUGAGGUGACAAGAGCAGGUAAAGUUUCCCCAGAGAAGGCAUAUGCGCGUGAUAGUGAUGUAGUGCCAUUAUCAUCAGACGUACAUAUUACGAAGAGGAAAGCCGCGUCGUUUUCUAUCGAAAUGAGACCUUCCAACAAAAACAGAGCGAGAAUUCCAGUAACUUUCAUGAGAGAGACUGGAAUGAUGGGAAGCAAAAGCUUGGUACUGAAGGAUCCACAGGAAAGGGAAUGGCCGGUGUUGCUAUCUUGCCAUGAUGGGACCAGUGAGGAGAGAUGUGAUAUCACAAAGGGAUGGACUGACUUCAGAAACCAAAAUGGCAUACUUAAUGGGGACACUUGCACCUUCCACUAUAUUGCUGAUGGAAGUGAAGAAGAAGACGAAGAAAAAGAACAUGGUGGUGGCUGGUUGCUCCAAGUUGAGGUGACAAGAGCAGGUAAAGUUUCCCCAGAGAAGGCAUAUGCACGUGAAAGUGAUGUAAUGCCAUUAUCAUCAGACGUACAUAUUAGGAAGAGGAAAGUGGCAUCGUUCUCUAUCAAAAUGAGACCUUCGAACCAAUCAAGAGCGAGAAUUCCAGCAUCUUUCAUGAGAGAGACUGAAAUGAUGGGAAGCAAAAGCUUGGUACUGAAGGAUCCACAGGAAAGGGAAUGGCCGGUGUUGAUAUCUUGCCAUGAUGGGAACAGCAAGGAGAGAUGUGAUAUGACAAAGGGAUGGAGUGACUUCAGAACCCGAAAUGGCCUAGUUAAUGGGGACACUUGCACCUUCCACUACACUGCUGAUGGAAGUGAAGAAGAAGAACAUGGUGGUGGCUGGUUGCUCCAAGUUGAGGUGACAAGAGCAUGUGUUAGGCCAUAGCCAAUGUUAAGUAGAUAGCCAUCCCAAUAAUUGAGCAGACAUGCUCUGAGUAAGUAAUAAUAUUAGUUUGACAUCAACUCUGAGUUUUGAAACCAUCUCAAUUUUUGCUCUCCUAGACAUGCGCAUGGUGUGUGUAUGAGAGCAAAAGUGAGUAUGUUGGUGUUCAUUGUUGUGUAUUUUAAGCAUUUAAUUUGUAUACAUUAUUAAUUGCUAUCUAAUUUGUACACCAGCUUUGUAAACUAACAUGCAUAAGGCAAGACUUCUGGUAUGAACUUCUAAGAUAAAAGUCAGCUUAGCCUUAGCUUGGACAGGGUAAUGAGUAUUAAUAAACUUUACUCGCACAUGUGCAUAACCUUA